AUGACGACUGCCACAUCCCCAAUCUUGUUGAAAUGGGACCCAAAGAGUCUUGAAAUCCGCACGCUGACUGUGGAGCGACUUCUGGAGCCCCUUGUUACACAGGUGACUACUUUGGUAAACACAAGCAACAAAGGACCAUCCAGUAAGAAAAAGGGUCGCUCCAAGAAAGCUCACGUCCUGGCAGUCUCAGUUGAACAGGCUACUCAGAACUUUUUGGAGAAGGGAGAGCAGAUUGCCAAAGACAGCCAGGAUCUCAAGGAGGAGCUCAUUGCAGCUGUCGAUGAUGUCCGGAAGCAAGGAGAGACCAUGCGCAUUGCCUCCUCAGAAUUUGCCGAUGACCCCUGCUCCUCUGUAAAACGUGGCACCAUGGUGAGGGCUGCCCGGGCCCUGCUGUCGGCCGUCACACGCCUGCUCAUCCUCGCCGACAUGGCUGACGUUAUGAGGCUGCUGGCCCACCUUAAAAUUGUGGAGGAGGCGCUGGAGGGAGUUAAGAAUGCAACCAACGAACAAGACUUGGCAAAUCGCUUCAAAGAAUUUGGGAAAGAGAUGGUCAAGCUUAACUAUGUUGCAGCACGGAGACAGCAGGAACUGAAGGACCCUCAGUGUCGAGAUGAAAUGGCUGCUGCCCGUGGGGCUUUGAAAAAGAACGCCACUAUGCUGUACACUGCCUCACAGGCCUUCCUGCGGCAUCCAGAUGUGGCUGCAACCCGUGCCAACCGGGACUAUGUAUUCAAGCAAGUCCAGGAGGCUAUCGGAGGCAUCUCCAGUGCCGCUCAAGCCACCUCGCCUACUGACGAGAAGCACAGCCAUGCUUGCAUCGGAGAACUGGCUGCUGCCCUCAAUGAGUUUGAUAACAAAAUUAUUCUGGACCCUUUGACAUUCAGCGAGGCUCGUUUUAGGCCUUCUCUGGAGGAGCGAUUGGAGAGCAUUAUCAGUGGUGCCGCCUUAAUGGCAGACUCUUCGUGCACACGUGACGACAGACGUGAACGCAUCGUGGCUGAGUGCAAUGCUGUUCGACAGGCUCUCCAAGACUUGCUGAGCGAGUACAUGAACAAUACUGGCAGAAAAGAGAAAGGGGAUCCACUUAACUCGGCUAUUGAUAAAAUGACCAAGAAGACCAGAGACUUACGUCGGCAGCUAAGAAAGGCAGUGAUGGACCACAUCUCAGACUCAUUCCUGGAGACCAAUGUCCCUCUGUUGGUGCUCAUUGAAGCGGCCAAGAGUGGAAAUGAGAAGGAGGUCAAGGAGUAUGCCCAGGUGUUCCGUGAACAUGCCAACAAGCUUGUGGAGGUGGCCAACUUGGCUUGCUCCAUCUCUAAUAAUGAAGAGGGUGUCAAGCUGGUUCGAAUGGCUGCAACCCAAAUUGACAGCCUUUGUCCACAGGUUAUCAAUGCUGCCCUGACUUUGGCCGCUAGACCUCAGAGUAAAGUGGCCCAGGAUAAUAUGGAUGUUUUCAAGGAUCAGUGGGAGAAACAAGUGCGCAUCUUGACUGAAGCCGUGGAUGACAUCACUUCUGUGGAUGACUUCCUGUCUGUAUCAGAAAACCACAUCCUCGAGGAUGUAAACAAAUGUGUCAUAGCACUUCAAGAGGGGGACGUUGACACUCUGGAUCGAACUGCAGGAGCAAUAAGGGGCAGAGCUGCUCGGGUUGUGCACAUUAUUAAUGCAGAGAUGGAGAAUUAUGAACCAGGUGUCUACACAGAGCGCGUGCUGGAGUCCAUCAAGCUGCUGUCUGAAACCGUCAUGCCUCGUUUUGCUGAACAAGUCGAGGUAGCAAUUGAAGCGCUGAGUACAAACCCACCACAGGCCUUUGAAGAGAACGAAUUCAUUGAUGCAUCCCGUUUGGUCUACGAUGGUGUCCGGGACAUCAGGAAAGCCGUCCUCAUGAUAAGGACACCAGAGGAGCUUGAAGAUGACUCAGACUUUGAACAAGAGGACUAUGAUACUCGCAGUAGGACCAGUGUUCAGACUGAAGAUGAUCAGCUUAUCGCUGGACAGAGUGCCCGAGCCAUCAUGGCACAGCUUCCCCAAGAGGAGAAGGCCAAGAUUGCAGAGCAGGUGGAGAGCUUCAGACAGGAAAAGUGCAAGCUCGACGCAGAGGUGGCCAAAUGGGAUGACAACGGCAACGAUAUUAUUGUCCUUGCCAAGCAGAUGUGUAUGAUCAUGAUGGAAAUGACAGACUUCACCAGGGGGAAAGGCCCUCUCAAGAACUCCUCGGAUGUGAUCAACGCAGCCAAGAAGAUUGCAGAGGCAGGAUCCAGGAUGGACAAAUUGGCUCGUGCUGUUGCUGAUCAGUGUCCCGACUCGGCCUGCAAACAAGAUCUUCUGGCCUACCUGCAGAGAAUCGCACUAUACUGUCAUCAACUCAAUAUCUGCAGCAAAGUGAAAGCUGAAGUGCAGAACCUGGGCGGAGAGCUUAUUGUGUCUGGGUACAUUUAUCAAGGUUUUAUUGGCAGUGAACUGGAUAGCGCCACCUCUCUCAUCCAGGCCGCCAAAAACCUCAUGAACGCCGUGGUGCUGACGGUCAAAGCCUCGUACGUGGCCUCCACCAAGUAUCAGAAGGUGUACGGGACCGCCGCCGUCAACUCGCCCGUGGUGUCCUGGCGCAUGAAGGCUCCAGAGAAGAAGCCACUGGUAAAAAGGGAAAAGCCAGAGGAGUGCCAGACUCGGGUGCGACGAGGCUCUCAGAAGAAACACAUCUCCCCAGUCCAGGCCCUCAGUGAAUUCAAAGCCAUGGACUCCUUCUAA
Nerophis lumbriciformis (worm pipefish) is the source of this 2748-nucleotide messenger RNA. Lineage: Eukaryota; Metazoa; Chordata; Actinopteri; Syngnathiformes; Syngnathidae. The record is from RefSeq and is a predicted model, not a curated record.